CAGCUGUGAACACGUAUACCAGUUCUACAGUUGACUAAUAGGUUUCGAUGUGGCUAAGUCUUCAGCUAGACUGAAAAUGGUGUCAUUGAUUGGCAUUAUUAUUAUUAUUUUGGGUGUUUUCAUUCUUGUAUCCGGAUCACCUACUUCACACCAUAGCGGGUACGUCUUGAUGCCGAUUCAGGUAGCGGACAAGAUCCUGGACAAAGAUAUUGAGAAAGUUGAAAAGGUGAGCAAACUGUCGUAUGCUCUGCUGAAGGACUUGCAAGAGAAUCAAGACAAAUAUCCGACCAGUGUCGUAAGUCGUACGUUUGCCAGAGUGGCCGAAGAAGCUGCUGAAGUGCUUGGAAGUAGCUUGCGAGACAUCAAGACUCUCAUUUACCCUAACGGCUUGUGAAAUAUAACUUGACGUUGUGUUGGCGAGUAACUGUUAAUAUGAUAUUUACUCAAAUUUAAAUAUUUCUUAAAUCCACUUAAAAUUCUUGGGACUACUAAUAGUGGAACUUGUGUUAUUUGCUUUCCAAGAAUAAAUGUGAAUUGACGAUUA
This is a messenger RNA of Macrosteles quadrilineatus (aster leafhopper), 544 nucleotides long. RefSeq lists its product as uncharacterized. The record is from RefSeq and is a predicted model, not a curated record. Bases 77 to 394 code for a protein of 105 amino acids. The transcript is spliced from 3 exons. NCBI's taxonomy places the organism in Eukaryota, Metazoa, Arthropoda, Insecta, Hemiptera, Cicadellidae.